AUGUUCCCCGCCGAAAGCGACAGCUUCCAGCGUCAAGAUCCAACUCAAGAUCCCAGGCCAAGUUGCGUAAGCCUAAUUUUCCCUAGGGAAGCACAUUUCAAGGGGGGGCGACUGUUAGACUUCCUGCGUACUUGGGAAUUAAAAGGAGCACCACGAGGAAUCCUCCAAAUAAUUGGAGGUUAUACAAUACCUUUUGUUUCCAAACCCCCUCUAGUUCACUUCUCCGUUUUGACAAAAAUCAGUUUCGAGACGAAAGGUAUGGAGUCAGAACUAACCUCACUACAAGAACAGGGCAUCUUAGAAACUUCAACUUCGACCACAGGGUUUUUAUCAAGGAUGUUUCCAGUCACAAAAUCAGACGGCUCUGUUCGCCCCAUUAUCAACCUUCGAGGUCUAAAUCGCUACUUAUCUCCGAAGAAAUUUCGUCUCAUAAAUCAUACCAAGGUUCUCGACUUCCUCCAACCCCGGGACUACCUUCUAAAGUUGGACAUAUCCCAAGCUUAUUUCCACAUCCCUGUGAAGCCACAACAUCGAAGGUUUUUGUCAGUUGUUCACCAAGGCGAAAUUCUACAAUUCACUUGUCUCCCGUUUGGCCUAUCGACCGCUCCUCUAACCUUUUCCAAGGUGACAAACUGGUUGGCCUCUCAACUAAGAAACAGGGGUGCAAGAGUUAUAGUCUAUCUAGACGAUUUCCUGUUUGCAGGACAGGAUCCGAGUCAACUAGAGAUCAUAUGGCACGAAGCUGUUCAUUUCCUGACAGAAUUAGGAUGGAUUUUAAACCUAGAAAAAUCGUCAAAAAACCCCGUUACCCGCCUGAAAUUUCUCGGUAUUGUCUGGGAUACUGUCGCCAACUUGAGGUCUCUGCCGCUAGAAAAGAUCACUUCUAUAGAAAAGGACUUGAAAAUAGUUUUUAAACACAACUCUUGGAACUGGGAAAUUGCAAAACGCCUAUUGGGAAAACUCAACUUUGCAGCCUUCAUAGUACCACUCGGAAGGAUACACUCCAGACACCUUCAGAGAGCAUCCAAUCAUCUUUCCCAGUUUCAACGAAAAGUAGUAGUUCCGUUGCCUCCAAGCGCUCGAAAGGAAUGCACGUGGUGGCUACAAAACCUCAGAAAUUCCUCUCCAAUUUUUGCAUGUCGCAAGACGAUCUUCCUGUCGACCAAUGCCUCAGAUCUAGGCUGGGGGGCUCAAUUAAAUGGCAAACAUAUGCAGGGGUUGUGGAAUCCAAAACAAAAAAUAUAG
Messenger RNA from Sitophilus oryzae (rice weevil), 1245 nucleotides. RefSeq lists its product as uncharacterized. NCBI's taxonomy places the organism in Eukaryota, Metazoa, Arthropoda, Insecta, Coleoptera, Curculionidae. The transcript has a single exon. The record is from RefSeq and is a predicted model, not a curated record. The coding region runs from base 1 to 1245 and encodes 414 amino acids.